AUGUAUCGUAUCGAAGUUCUCCCCAGCACCUCCACCCAUGUCACGCCCGGAUGGACCUAUGUCCCUGACCGCGGCUUCGACCCAGCGCAAGCAGCAAUUACACCUACCAUCGGCAGGAAAAGAGGAAUCCGCGAUGGUGGUCGCACCGACUUAUCUUCGCGCCAGAACAACGCGAUUAUUCGCCACUUAGCGGAGCUUGACAGGGAGAACCAUCGAGACGUGCAUAUUCCGAUUCCAACGAAACCGAAGGAUGCAGCCGGUAGAGGGACACGAGGGAAGACAACUUCAAACGUGCGCCGUAUCCUACAAUCGCAAAAAACCUUCCGAAACUACCUCGAUGACGAGGAGGCGGCCCUGGCCCAAGCCGCCCAGUCGAGUAUACAAAGACCCUCCCUCAGCAAGGUCACCAAGCCCUCCCGACGAAGUCUAACUCCCGCUGCUACCCCGCUCGACUCCUCGAAAAGGAAGCAAUCCACCGUACCACCGUCAAGAGCCUCGACGAUCCCGCCAGAGACCAGCACAAACGCGAGCCCUGACACAGACGAAGACAAGAAACAGCCGGAGCCAGAAGCGGAGAACCCUAACCGCCUGAUAAAAUCCGAGUACGACAACGAUCCCCUUCUAAGGUCGUACAUUCCCUCGGCACCCUCAGAGCGCAUCAUGCAGGCACUUCUCGCCGAACCGCCACUCACAUACAACGCGGCUCGUGCUGGUCCGCCCCUAACCGCCAAGGCACCACGGCACUUUUGCUGUAUGUGUGGAUAUUGGGGAAAGAUUCGGUGCAAGAACUGUCAUGUUCGGACCUGCGGACUAGCUUGUUACAAGGUUCAUGAGGACUCGCGAUGCGGAGCUUUCUUUUGA
Aspergillus fumigatus Af293 is the source of this 861-nucleotide messenger RNA. RefSeq names its product putative HIT finger domain protein. The record is from RefSeq and is a predicted model, not a curated record. Gene Ontology annotation, cellular component: Swr1 complex. Gene Ontology annotation, molecular function: nucleosome binding. Gene Ontology annotation, biological process: chromatin remodeling. NCBI's taxonomy places the organism in Eukaryota, Fungi, Ascomycota, Eurotiomycetes, Eurotiales, Aspergillaceae.